Messenger RNA from Anolis carolinensis (green anole), 6128 nucleotides. RefSeq names its product myosin ID (gene myo1d). Lineage: Eukaryota; Metazoa; Chordata; Lepidosauria; Squamata; Anolidae. Gene Ontology annotation, molecular function: actin filament binding; microfilament motor activity; ATP binding. Gene Ontology annotation, biological process: actin filament organization; vesicle transport along actin filament. The transcript is spliced from 22 exons. The record is from RefSeq and is a predicted model, not a curated record. The coding region runs from base 102 to 3122 and encodes 1006 amino acids. Gene Ontology annotation, cellular component: cytoplasm; microvillus; vesicle.
CCCGCCCCCUCUCCCUCAGCCGGCGGCUCCUCUGAGCCUUAGUUUGAGGAGACCUUCUUCACAGUCGGAGGCGCGCUUUUCCCGCUCUAAUUCCCGGCGCCAUGGCAGAGCAGGAGAGCCUGGAGUUCGGCAAGGCGGACUUCGUGCUCCUGGACUCCGUCUCCAUGCCAGAGUUCAUGGCCAACCUCCGUCUGAGGUUUGAAAAGGGACGAAUCUACACUUUUAUUGGGGAAGUCGUUGUUUCUGUAAACCCUUAUAAGAACUUGAAUAUCUAUGGGCGUGAAAUGAUUGAGCAGUACAAGGGGCGGGAGCUGUAUGAGAGGCCCCCUCAUCUCUUCGCUAUUGCAGAUGCUGCAUACAAAGCCAUGAAGAGACGGUCAAAAGAUACAUGCAUUGUAAUAUCAGGUGAGAGUGGAGCAGGCAAAACAGAAGCAAGUAAAUACAUCAUGCAAUACAUAGCUGCCAUUACUAAUCCAAGCCAAAGAGCUGAGGUUGAAAGAGUGAAGAACAUGCUGCUGAAAUCCAACUGUGUUCUAGAGGCCUUUGGGAAUGCCAAAACUAACCGCAAUGACAACUCCAGUCGAUUUGGAAAAUAUAUGGAUAUCAACUUUGAUUUCAAAGGAGACCCAAUAGGUGGGCACAUCAAUAAUUAUUUGCUAGAAAAGUCACGGGUAAUUGUGCAGCAGCCAGGAGAGCGAAGUUUUCAUUCCUUCUACCAGCUACUCCGAGGAGGUUCUGACCAGCUUCUACGUUCUUUACAUCUACAGAAGGAUUUGUCUGCAUAUAACUAUAUUGGUGCUUAUGGACAAUUAAAGUGUUCCAUCAAUGACAGUGCUGAUUUCAAAGCUGUUUCUGAUGCCAUGAAAAUAAUUGGGUUUGAAACAGAAGAAAUUCAGACAGUUUUCAAAAUUCUUGCUGCCAUUCUUCAUCUGGGCAAUUUGAAAUUUUCAGUGGAUAUGGAGACACCGGUGAUCGAAAACAGCAAGCUAGUCUCUGUCAUUGCAGACCUGCUAUCAACCAAGACUGACAUGGUGGAGAAAGCCCUGCUUUUUCGAACAGUUGCCACUGGUCGGGAUGUUAUUGAUAAGCAGCACACAGAACAAGAGGCUUCCUAUGGCAGAGAUGCAUUUGCAAAGGCAAUAUAUGAGCGCCUUUUCUGUUGGAUUGUGAUGCACAUCAAUGAUGUGAUUGCAGUGAAGGACUACAACAGCACAGUUCAUGGGAAGAAUACAGUGAUUGGGGUGUUGGAUAUCUACGGCUUUGAGAUCUUUGAUAAUAACAGCUUUGAACAAUUCUGUAUUAAUUACUGCAAUGAAAAGCUGCAGCAACUCUUCAUCCAGCUUGUUUUAAAACAAGAGCAGGAGGAGUAUCAGCGUGAAGGGAUUCCCUGGAAGCAUAUUGACUACUUCAACAACCAAAUCAUUGUUGAUCUGGUGGAGCAGCAACAUAAAGGGAUUAUUGCCAAUUUGGAUGAUGCAUGCAUGAACGUUGGAAAAGUCACUGAUGGGAUGUUCCUGGAGGCUCUCAAUACCAAACUGGGCAAGCAUGCCCACUUCUCCAGCAGAAAGCUUUGUGCCAUGGACAAAAACCUGGAAUUUGACAGAGACUUUCGGAUUAAGCACUACGCUGGAGAUGUUAUCUACUCAGUCACUGGAUUCAUUGAUAAAAAUAAAGACACUUUAUUUCAAGAUUUCAAGCGUCUGAUGUAUAACAGUUCCAACCCUGUGCUGAAAAAGAUGUGGCCAGAAGGCAAAUUGAGCAUCACAGAGGUGACAAAGCGACCAUUGACUGCUGCUACCCUUUUCAAGAACUCAAUGAUUGCUUUAGUGGACAAGUUGGCAUCUAAGGAACCAUACUAUGUCCGCUGCAUUAAGCCCAAUGACAAAAAAUCACCACAGAUAUUCGAUGAGGAACGUUGCAGGCAUCAGGUGGAAUACCUUGGCCUCUUGGAGAAUGUGCGAGUUCGACGAGCAGGGUUUGCCUAUCGCCAGACAUAUGAGAAGUUCCUUCAUAGGUACAAGAUAAUCCCUGAAUUUACUUGGCCAAAUCACAAACUGCCAUCUGACAAGGCAGCUGUAAAGAAACUGAUUGAACACUGUGGAUUUCAAGAUGAUGUAGCCUAUGGGAAGACCAAGAUUUUUAUUCGCACACCACGGACACUCUUCACAUUAGAAGAACUCCACGCCAAGAUGCUUGUAUGGGUUGUUCUCUUUUUACAAAAGGUUUGGAGGGGCACACUAGCACGUCUUCGUUACAAGAAGACCCGAGCUGCCCUCAGAAUCCUAAAGUGCUACCGUCGAUACAAAGUUAAGUCUUAUAUCUGCGAAGUUGCCCGGCGAUUUCAUAAUGUCAGGUCCAUGAAGGAUUAUGGGAAGCAUGUGAGAUGGCCUACCCCACCUAAAGUGCUGCGGCGGUUUGAAGAGGCCCUCCAGGCAAUUUAUUUCAGGUGGAAAGCGAAUGAACUCAUCAAGAGUAUCCCACCCAAGGAUCUACCUCAGAUCAGGGCAAAGGUGGCCGCAGUGGAACUGCUUAAGGGGCAUCGGGUUGAUAUUGGACUCCAAAGAGCUUGGCAGGGCAACUACCUUGCAUCAACUCCAGAUAACCCUCAGGCUGCAAGCUCAUUUGUCCCCAUUACCUUUGAGUUGCAACGAAAGGACAAGUUUAUGAAUGUUCUUUUCUCAUCUCACGUUCGCAAGAUAAACCGCUUUAACAAAGUUGAAGAUAGAGCAAUUUUUAUCACCGACAGACACCUGUACAAGAUGGACCCUACAAAGAACUACAAAGUGAUGAAAACCAUUCCACUGUACAAUCUCACAGGAUUGAGUGUUUCCAAUGGAAAGGACCAGCUGGUGGUGUUCCAUAUAAAAGACAACAAGGACCUAAUUGUCUGCCUCCUCAGCGUUCAUUCACCGAAUGAGAGCAGAAUUGGGGAGCUGAUUGGAGUCCUGGGAAAUCACUUCAAAAGUGAGAAACGCCGCCUGCAAGUGAGUGUCACCAACCCAGUCCAAUGCAGCAUGCAUGGUCGGAAAUGCACCGUCUCCGUGGAAACCAGGAUCAACCAAUCGGAGCCAAACUUCACGAAGGACCGGGCAGGCUUCAUCCUCUGUGUGCCUGGGAAUUAGCAUGACUUCUGCGAGGAAGGGAGGGAGGCGGAGGGAGAGAGGUCCCCCCUUUGAGCAGCCUUUUGUGUCUUGAAUCUGGUGGGUGGGGAGGGAGCGGGGAGAAGAGGAGUCGAGGGGCUUGUCAAGAUAUCCCCUUGCGACACGCAUCUAGACAUCUGUAAAGCUAUACAGACAAGGAGCAUAAAAUGCCUCCUUGGUGAUGCCGGCUGCGAUGAUUUUAGAAAUGGCUUCUGAGCCAUUUUGUACCAACAGUUUUUACAUUCUUCUGCUUUACUUCUCCUGUUCCUCCCUCUCCCUGUACUGAAGAUUGUUAUAUUAUUCAUUCUUGAAGCUCUGAUCAGAGCAACCAAAGCCUUACUUGGGAGGGAACAGGAGGGACGCACUUUCAAUUUUACUGAGACCAAAUCUUAAUUUUAAAUGGGAGCUAUAUUUAGGGAGAGACAAGUGUUCAUAACCCAGAGACGAGGGGCUGGGGCAAUCAUUUCUCAAACACAUCUUUGAUCUUAUUCCACGGGAAUGUUUUGCCUGAUCCCAUUAGAUGAUAUUAUAUGACAUUAAUCCCCCAGCCCUUGAAAAAGCAUAUUCAGACUGUGGAUUUGAUCUUUGGUUGAGCUGGUUCUUGCAAUACAACCCCAGUGCCUCACUAGCCUUGCAGUCUGGGUGGUUCUAGCUAGAUGCCAAGAGACAGAUAGAAAAAGCACCAGCUUUGAAAUAUAUUUUGUGACACCGCCACCCCUUUUGUGAUGAGCUGGCACCGAUUCUUCUCAACCAUUACUUUUUCAGGCGCUGCUAUUAGUGCAAGCAUCAGAGCCCAUUUCUUGGGCUGGUGCAUAUUAUGCUUUAUCCAAGCAGCUAGCAUCGUUCUGGCCAGUGUAAUCUUGUGUAGAUGCCUUUUGUUGGUUGCAGUUGCUGAGCAGUGAUGCAGCCUUGUUAACAGGCUUUUGUUUCUUCUCGUGCCAAAAGGAGCGUGCUUUAUUUGACAUGGAGGAGGGAGAGUGCUUCCAGCGUCUUGAAAGGCGGGAGGAAAUGUGUUAUUCUGGGUCACUUCAAAAAAAGCCUAUGGCACAUAAUGAGUAAACCAAACAUAACCAAACUGGCACUGCAGGUCAGGUCAGGUUGGGAUGAUUUAACUAUCUUACGAGGGCACACAAUCCACUUUUGUGGCAGGGAUGGCUUCAUUUUGUCAUGUUCAAGCAUGAGGGGGAGCACACUGUCACCCUUGGGGGAACAAGCGAGAUAAAAGGAAGUCUUACUAUAGACUUUCAAGCCAUUCCUAGCCACUGUUUGGUAUCCUGUUUGUGAAUGAUGUGGCAUAAGCCCAAUGUACACUAGUGUAACCAUUUUUUCAGUUGUCGCUGAGAUCAGAAUUCUUUAUUGACUCCUCAGUGCCCUAAAUCUCCUCCAAACCCACCUUUUAAGCACCACAAACCCGCAAUACAGCUAUGUCCAUGUUGCUGAAGAGCAGUGGGAUCAGUGGAGAUGCAUCCAUCUUUUUCUUGGAGCUGGAUAUGCGGCAAGGAUAUCAUCUGAAGGAAAGUCCUGAAGCUCAUUGAGGGUUGUUGUGUGUUUUCUGGACUGUAUGGCCAUGUUCCAGAAGCAUUCUCUCCUGGCGUUUCGCCCACAUCUAUGGCAGACAUCCUCAGAGGUGAUCUAGGUGAACCUCUGAGGAUACUUGCCAUAGAUGUGGGCAAAAUGUCAGAAGAGAAUGCUUCUGGAACAUGGCCAUACAGUCCAGAAAACACACAACAACCCUGUGAUUCCAGCCAUGAACGCCUUCGAAAUCACUGAGUGUUCCUGUAGGCACAUUAAGGACAAUAGCUGGACAUUUCUAUGUUGGUUUCCCAUGCUCUCCGACCACAUGAAAGUAUCCAUGUUGGAAUGGUUGUAUCUAUUUAACAGUGGGUUCUUAAGAGAUUUCGCUGGGAGAUGUUAACUACAGAGAUGUAACUACAUGCCAGACAUACAUCUCUCAGUGCAAGAUCUCAGCCAUUACCUUUUUGAGACUACAGUCAUCUGAAAUAUUAACUUUUCUGAGUUCUAUUCCUGACUGUGCAUCAUGUCUUAAGAGAGAUGAACUCUCUACCACCAUUCAAAAUGACUUACUUCUUCUUUGUGAUCGUUUCCUAAGAAAAUCAUGAUGUUCACCCUUUUCCUUAUUUUACAAUAGUUUGCCUGGAUGAUGCAAGAGCUCCGUCUUGUAGUAUCUAAACAUGCUUUUCAGUGUGGAGAUUCAAACAGUAGGAGGAUGUAGGUGAAUACUGCUUGAUGUCUUUAGCUAGUCGCAGAUAGAAAAUGACAGCUUGUAUGGAGCCCAUUAUCCGUCCCAGCAUUCAUUCUCACCAAGUCAAGCCUACCCAUGCGGAGAGAUAUUCUGGAUGAACCUUCCUUCUGAAAAGAAAUUUGGCUGCUUGUCAGUCUUGCCAAGAGACUCGGGAGUUUGCCCUCUGUUCUCUGUUGCCAGAAGCAAACUGGGCUUGUCCCUAACUCCCAUCCACCCUCAUCUUUUCUUAUUUCUGUCCUUCUUUCCCAAUUACCAGAGUGCCUUCCACCUCCCCCUUUCACAGCAGCCACUUUAGCCACAGAAACUUUUCAGUUAGCACCUUUGUAUGGUAACUCAACAUAAUGGCUGUAUUUGAAUACUGAUAGAAGUCAAUAGGAUUGUAUGUUGAAAAAAUGCUCUCCAGAUAUGUAAAAUUAGCUAUAUAAUAUGUGAUGAAGUAUUUGUCUUGACUUAAAUGAAUAUACAGUAUUUGUGCCUUUUCUGAUUUACCUGUGUGUCUGGACUUGAGAGAAAGAGACGUGUGAGAGAGAAUCUGUAUGUUUCUUGGUUUUAUCGAUCUAUAAAUUAACUAUUUCUUAAUUGUAUUUUGAUUUUAAGCCUGGGAGAAUAAUGUAAUGAACAUUUUAAAAUGCAGUUUAUACAGAAAUGUUUGGCCCAAACCCGUUAUAAUUAAAAUGUAUUUUGUUUACAUAAUUAAUUGCAAUAAACAAGAGGGCUCUCAAGUA